Molecule: messenger RNA, 2404 nt
Organism: Aspergillus steynii IBT 23096
Lineage: Eukaryota; Fungi; Ascomycota; Eurotiomycetes; Eurotiales; Aspergillaceae
Product: acetyl/propionyl/methylcrotonyl-CoA carboxylase subunit alpha
Exons: 5
Coding region: 109-2244 (711 amino acids)
Cellular component (GO): mitochondrion
Molecular function (GO): metal ion binding; ATP binding; methylcrotonoyl-CoA carboxylase activity
Source: RefSeq, a predicted model, not a curated record
GGAGACCUGAGAAUGCACUGAUUUGUCUGUCUAUACCUGAUCUUUGCUGGUGUUGUGUCCAUCUCCACGCUUUGAUCGGCCCUCAAUACAUACCCAUAGCUCCAUACAAUGCCUCUGCCGGCGCUUCUCCGCACCACGACCCGCCUGGGGCCGACGGUUGCUCGGAGGUCGAGAAGAGUGGCAUCCACGAUUGCCUCGGGCGCUUCGAAACCCCGGACCUCGCUGGAUUCGAUUCUUAUCGCAAAUCGAGGAGAGAUUGCGUUACGAGUCGGUCGGACGGCUGCAGAGCACGGUAUCCGAGUAACUACGCUAUAUACAGAUCCAGACAGCCGGGCCCAGCAUGCGCUUAGCACUCCGUUUGCCUUCAACUUGGGAUCGGUGUCGGCUUACCUCGAUGGCGACCGUAUAAUUGAGAUCGCAAAGAAAGAAGGCUGCCAAGGGAUACAUCCGGGUUAUGGCUUUUUGAGCGAGAAUUCUGCCUUUGCCCGGAAAUGCACUGAAGCUGGAUUGGUCUUCAUUGGCCCACCCUGGAAAGCAAUUGAAGACAUGGGAGACAAGAGUCAGUCCAAAAAGAUCAUGACGGCCGCAGGAGUGCCUUGCGUUCCUGGCUACCACGGUCAGAACCAAGAUGUCAACCAUCUUGAAGCCGAAGCCGACAAGAUCAAAUACCCGGUGCUUAUCAAGGCAAUCAAAGGUGGCGGUGGAAAGGGCAUGCGGAUUGCCAACUCAAAGGAGGAAUUCCAGGCUCAAUUACAGUCUGCCAAAUCUGAAGCUAUGAAUUCGUUCGGGGACGACCAUGUCCUGGUCGAGAAAUUCAUUACCACACCGCGGCAUAUCGAAGUACAGGUAUUUGCGGACAAGCAUGGGAACUGCGUUGCGCUCGGUGAGCGAGACUGCAGUAUCCAAAGGCGACACCAGAAGAUCCUCGAGGAAUCUCCCGCUCCUCAUCUGCCUGAUAUCACAAGGAAAGACAUCUGGGCCAAGGCCCGGUCGGCUGCUUUGGCCGUUGGCUACGAAGGCGCUGGUACUGUCGAGUUCAUUUUCGACAACGACACGGGCGAGUUUUUCUUCAUGGAGAUGAACACCAGACUGCAGGUUGAACAUCCGGUGACGGAAAUGGUCACCGGCCAGGAUCUUGUCUACUGGCAGCUCAAGGUGGCCGAGGGCGGAAAGCUUCCUUUGACUCAGGAAGAAGUUGAGACGUAUAUGGCCAGCAGUGGACAUGCAAUUGAGGCGAGAAUCUACGCAGAGAAUCCUGAGCAAGGAUUCAUCCCGGACUCCGGCACUCUUCUCCAUGUUCGCACACCUGCCGUAACCGAAGACGUCAGAAUCGACGCGGGCUUUGUUGCCGGAGAUGAAGUUUCCGCCCACUAUGACCCAAUGAUCUCGAAGCUCAUCGUGCGAGGAAGCACUCGUGAAGAGGCCAUUCGCAAGCUUGCCGCUGCUUUGGAGGAGUAUGAAGUUGCCGGGCCAAUCACCAACAUCGAGUUUUUGAAAACAAUCUGCAAGAGCCCCGACUUCAUCGCCGGAGAAGUAGAAACGGGUUACAUUGAAAAGCACCGCGAGGAGCUGUUCGGCAGGAACCCAGUAGAGCCCGAGCUCCUAGCACAGGUAGCUCUAGCCUGCCUACACCACGAUUCUACCCCAGUCACUCGGAAGCAGGCGACUUUUGAAGGCUCCGCUGUUGGCUUCAGCCCAGGCUACCAGGCUCGACAGAUAACUCUGGCAGAUUCUACGCCUGGAACCAAGGAAAACACCCCGUUUAAUGUUCGUGUCCAACAAACGGGUGAUACCACGUUCAACGUGCAAGUUGGCGAGCGUGUUUUUGAACAGAUUGAAAGCCAUCGGGAUUCGACAUCGCAGGUCAUCACGUCGUUCUUCCCUCACACCCGUCUCGACACCACGGUGAUCCGUGACGAGGACUCGAUCAUUGCGUUCCAAAAAGGGACACAAUACCGGCUCACGAUCCCGCGGGCCAAGUGGAUGGAAAAGGCAUUGGGCAUGAAAGAUGUCACGAACAGCGUUCUAGCGCCGAUGCCAUGCAAAGUGCUGCGGGUGGAGGUCCAGGCCGGCGACGUGGUGGAGAAAGACCAGCCGCUGGUGGUGAUUGAGAGUAUGAAAAUGGAAACGGUCAUCCGCAGCCCGCAGAAGGGGACCAUUUCCAAAGUGGUACAUCAAAAAGGAGACCAAUGCAAGAGCGGAACACCGCUUGUUGAAUUCGCAGACGAGGGCGGUGAAAGCUAGAUGGUUGCCAAGAAGGGCGUUGCAGCUUGCAAGGGAGGCCACGUACAGAGCUACGACGUAGGUGGACCUAGGGACGAAGGCCUACGACGGCGAACAGAGACGGCAGGAACCAGAGCUAAACAAUCCGGGGUAUUGGAUACGGAGUAACGCGAUCGAAAGC